UUGAUCGAAGAAGAACUCAAUCGAGCGACAGGGGAGAAAAAAAUGACAGGGCGCGCAAAAAGAAAGCCCAAAUCCAUUCAGGAGACGGGUGAAGGCAAGGGAGAUGUGAAGAAACCACGUCCUGAUGAUGUCAAGGCCCCGCCCCCAUCCCAGGUGUCUCCACAGCAACGUGAAGAGAUGCUGCAGCUCUACAAACUGCACAUGCCCGAGGACCUGUAUCAUUUUUGGGACUUAUGCAAGGAGCUUUGCCCAGACAACCCCUGUGGUGCCCUGAAAGACACACUUGGUUUGCAGCUAGUCGGUCCUUUUGACAUUCUGGCUGGAGCUCACCAAAACUGCAAGAAUGCUUCUCCUAACUUCUACCUUCACUGGAGGUAUUUCUACGACCCACCAGAGUUCCAGACCAUUCUUCAGGGCAGUGAAGAAAGCCAGCAUCACAUCGGUUACUACAGAGAUAAUCCAGACUCCCUUCCCUCCUUUGUUGGGGAGAAUGAAGCCAAGAAGGGGUGCACUAUAACACAGAUGGGAGACAAUGUGUUUGCUGCUGUUCACCUGUUCCUGUUAAAAAAAAAGAAGAAGGACAAAAGCAGGCCGAAAACCGUGGAAGACGAUUUCAAAAGACUGGAGGAAAAGCUGAGUGAGCGAGCAGAAACCCUCAACUUGUCUUUAGAGCUGAAGACCAAAGGCAUGAAGCAGCGGGACAAGAAGGUUGUCACCAGAACGUUCCACGGUGCUGGUAUUGUUGUACCUGUCGACAAGAAUGAUGUGGGCUACAGAGAACUUCCAGAAACUGAUGCUGCUCUCAAGAAGAUCUGCAAGGCCAUUGCCGAAGCCCAGAAUGACGAAGAGCGCGUCAAAGCUUUUAGCCCUAUUCAGCAGAUGAUCACAUAUGUUCAGUUCGCCAACGAUGAAUGUGACUACGGCAUGGGCUAUGAGCUAGGAGUGGACCUUUUCUGUUUUGGAUCCCAUUACUUCCACAAGGUUGUCAAGCAACUUUUACACAUGGCCUAUAAUUUACUAAACAGGGAUCUGUUUGGAGAGAUUCUGGAGGCCCACCUCACCAGCCGUAACCGUGACAACCUGGACCAGCUCUCAGCUUUUUAAAUGUAUCAUAAGUACAUUACAAUUCCGGUCUAACAUUUCCCCUCCAUGUGAUAACUUUUGUCAACAUUGGUUGUAUUGGUGCUGCUGUUAUUAAUAGGUUCUGUUCAGUUUUUUUCAAUGUAAAAUAAAGUAUUUUUUAUAUUUUUAAAACCUG
Messenger RNA from Syngnathus acus (greater pipefish), 1258 nucleotides. RefSeq names its product histone PARylation factor 1. Bases 43 to 1104 code for a protein of 353 amino acids. NCBI's taxonomy places the organism in Eukaryota, Metazoa, Chordata, Actinopteri, Syngnathiformes, Syngnathidae. Gene Ontology annotation, biological process: regulation of protein ADP-ribosylation; DNA damage response. The transcript has 8 exons. Gene Ontology annotation, molecular function: histone binding; poly-ADP-D-ribose binding. Gene Ontology annotation, cellular component: nucleus. The record is from RefSeq and is a predicted model, not a curated record.